AGGGUCCCACUUUUCUACGUGCCUUUUUGAAUAUCUCUGUUGUAAAGAUGUCUCACGAUCACCUGAUGAACAACUCCAUGUCGUCAGCCACGCAUCCUCCUGAACAUCACCAUUCAACGGCAGCCCUGGGACAUGAUCAUGGAUCUGGCAUGACGAUGAUGGCAAUGACCUUCUACUUCAGCUAUGAGAAUGUGCCACUGCUGUUUUCUGGACUUACAAUCAAUACUCCUGGAGAAAUGGCUGGUGCUUUUGUGGCUGUCUUCUUCCUGGCCAUGUUCUAUGAAGGCCUUAAGAUUGCCCGCGAGUGUCUGCUCCGUAAAUCCCAAGUCAGCAUUCGCUACAACUCCAUGCCAUUGCCAGGUCCCAACGGCACUAUCUUGAUGGAGACACACAAAACUGUUGGACAGCAGAUGCUGAGCUUCCCUCACCUCCUGCAGACUGUGCUGCACAUCAUUCAAGUCAUGGUCAGUUACUUCCUGAUGCUGAUCUUCAUGACGUACAACGGAUACCUCUGCAUAGCGGUGGCGGCAGGGGCAGGGACGGGCUAUUUCUUCUUCAGCUGGAAAAAGGCAGUUGUUGUGGAUAUCACGGAGCACUGCCAUUAACACUGGAUGCCUCCCAGAAGCCUCUCCACCCUGCUGCUCUCUUGAAAUGCAGCCGGCACGAGGACUGGACCAUUCCUAAGCUGAAAGAGAAACAAUAUAGAGAAAAUCAACUGGAGCUCACCGCAAGUUCCUAGCUGGGGUGUAGGGAUGUGAGGAGCUGGGGUGUGCUGCUCCCCCUUGCUGCAGGCUGGCAGCAGGGUUGACUCUUGAGGGUCCCAUGGUAGCCAUUUUUGGCUAGGAUUUGCUUUAUUCUUAGAUUAUGCCGUGAUUGAAA
This is a messenger RNA of Opisthocomus hoazin, 879 nucleotides long. Lineage: Eukaryota; Metazoa; Chordata; Aves; Opisthocomiformes; Opisthocomidae. The record is from RefSeq and is a predicted model, not a curated record.